GGCUGAGAAAAAUUGAACCAAUGACAUGACGAACUUCAAGCAAUUCCGGAUGUGUGGCCAGACGCAGCCCCGGCUGAUUUCGGAAGGGCUCUGAAUUUACACCGUGUUUAAGAAGAUAACGAUGGAUUAACAUGAAAGUCAUCACUGAGAUCAGAAAGCUUGUCGAUGAAACACAGUCCUUCAGUCAAAGUGACCAAGGCACUGCUCAAGACUAAAGCUCACCCCAAAAAUGCCAGAUGUGGUCUUGGGGAGGCUUCACAGACUCACUCGAUGGCAGCCGUGAUUUUCCGAUGCAGCGGUGUCCUCAGCAGCUGGACACCAUUUCUCAGCCUCCUCCUGGGCUCCCUGCUGGCUCUCCUCUUACCAAUGGUGGGGGUGGAAGAGCAGUGCAGGUCGACGCUGCGUGGGUUGGCCCUGCUCAGAUGCCAGCUUUGGGGCAACACCUUCCACUCCUCACUCCACUCCACCAGCCUCAGCGUUCCUCACACAGAUUUUGAGUUGCUGCCACUUAAGGCCAGGCGUAGCUCAGAUGUUCAGUUAGAGGCCAGAGCAGCUGUCCAUCAGGCUGUGGAGAUGAAGCGGCAUGGGAAACGAGAGAAGGCACACAAGCUACUGUUGCACGCCCUGAACAUGGACCCAGACUCUGUGGAUGCACUGACGGAGCUGGGCGCCAUCCUCGAAGAGGAGAAAGAUGUCAUCCAGGCUGAUCAUUUGUACUCCAAAGCUUUAGCUAUUUCGCCCUGCAACGAGAAGGCGCUCGUCAACCGUGACCGUACCCAGCCACUCGUGGAAGAGAUCGACCAGCGACACUUUAGCAUCAUUGACAGCAAAGUCCGGAAGCUGAUGUCAAUCCCCAAAGGCAAUUCCGCCUUGAGGAGAGUAAUGGAGGAGACAUACUACCACCAUAUCUACCACACUGUGGCAAUUGAAGGCAACACACUGACGCUGUCUGAAAUCCGGCACAUAAUAGAGACGCGGUACGCCGUACCAGGGAAGAGCUUGCUGGAGCAGAAUGAGGUCAUAGGUGUGGAUGCAGCCAUGAAGUACAUGAACACCACCCUUUUAUCAAGGAUUGGGUCUGUGAGCAUUACGGACAUCUUGGAAAUCCAUCGCCGUGUUCUUGGUUACGUGGAUCCUGUGGAAGCUGGCAGUGUAAGGACCAACCAGGUGUUUGUGGGCCACCACAUUCCUCCUCAUCCACGGGACCUGAACCGCCAUCUUGAUGAGUUUGUGCAGUGGCUAAACUCUGAUGAGGCUAUGAACCUCCAUCCAGUUGAAUUUGCUGCUCUGGCCCAUUAUAAGCUUGUGUACAUCCACCCUUUUGUGGACGGUAAUGGACGCACCUCACGCCUGUUGAUGAACCUGAUCCUCAUGCAGGCAGGUUAUCCACCCAUCACCAUUAGAAAGGAGCAGCGAGCUGAAUAUUACAACACGCUAGACCUGGCCAAUGAGGGUGAUGUGCGGCCAUUCAUUCGUUUUAUUGCCAAAUGCACAGAGAUGACACUCGACACAUUACUCAUUGCGACCACCGAGUAUUCGGUGGGCUUACCAGAUGCCAGCCACAAGACCAGCUCUGAGUGCAAGCAGACUAUCCCCGUGAGAUCUGACACAAGUGUUUAAAAUGGUGGGAGAUCCGGCCAACCUCUCUGUGCACUUUGAAGUGAGGUACUCUCCUCCCCAGGGUGGGGGUUGUUGUAGUGGGUACAAAGUUGGCGAGGACGAGUAUACGACCGCUCAGCCCUGACCAGAAUGUGAAAAAAAGAGGAGGCAGCACCUUCAGAUUUAAAGGUGAGCUCAGAGUUCUACCAAUGGUGCAAUGUCUGGCGUACAUUGUCUUGCUGUUUUAAUUGAAGAAGAAAAAAAAAUUAGAACAACUUAACUUAUCAACUGAGAGUGUAAAAUGAAAUUAGGGAAACUUGAAGGCCUGCUGUUAGAGCUUUCUAAGUUUCAAAGGGACAAGCCCACUCGGAAAUAUCAACUCCACCACUUGAAAAAUAAAAAACAUAAUCAAAAGAUACAAAGUGGCAAAAAGCAAAGGGCAGCUCACUUUCUUCAUACGUUUCUUGUACACAGUUAGACCAACACCGAGGCCUGUGCUUGACCGGAUUUUCAUACACUUAAAAUCCCCUUAAGGUCUUGCCUGAACAUUUGUACUGCCCAUUCUCGAGUUUAUUUCUUUAUACAUCCCAUAAAAACAGCAGCAGACAGCUCAGAAAGCCACUUCUGCUGCUUGUUCAUAAACAUCACCCCAUUACAAUACAAAAAGGAGCUGCGGUGGGGCUUGUUAUCAAUGGGCAGCUUAACACUUUACUUUGCUUCACACACAAAUGACACCGUGCACGGUCCAUGGUGCCAAGGGAGCAGCCGGAGCACAGGCUGCCUUUGGUUGUUUAAAAAUGCCAGCUAAAAUACACUAGUGGAGCACCUGUGCUGCCGUAAGCCCCUCACGAGUGGAACUGCAUCAUGCAAGACAUAACUUAGUAUUAUGGAAUGCAGAUUUUAUUAUAUAUAUGCUUGAUUGUGUGUAUAUAUAAUUAAGAUUUGGUGAUGUGUAUAUAAAAAAAAAUGUGUAAAAUUUAAGGAGACACCCCCCGCCCCCCCAACACACACACGCUUCUUUUUUUUCUUGCCAAACAGCCAGAAUUAGAUUUUGGGGAUUUCUUUACUCUUUCAGUUUGGUUCUCUUCAUCUUCUGUUUCAAAAGAUGGCGGUGAGUGGGCCUCAUUUUGGACUCUGUUUAGAUGAUGAACUUUUGGUUUUCCAUUUUUGACUUGAAGUGCCCC
This is a messenger RNA of Polypterus senegalus (gray bichir), 2783 nucleotides long. RefSeq names its product FIC domain protein adenylyltransferase (gene ficd). The record is from RefSeq and is a predicted model, not a curated record. The transcript has 3 exons. Lineage: Eukaryota; Metazoa; Chordata; Cladistia; Polypteriformes; Polypteridae. The coding region runs from base 166 to 1620 and encodes 484 amino acids. Gene Ontology annotation, molecular function: protein binding.